Manis javanica (Malayan pangolin) is the source of this 297-nucleotide messenger RNA. The record is from RefSeq and is a predicted model, not a curated record. NCBI's taxonomy places the organism in Eukaryota, Metazoa, Chordata, Mammalia, Pholidota, Manidae.
AUGAUGAACAUUCCUAAAAUCCUCUGGAUUUCUUUUAAGAAGUGUGCCAAGCACCAGCCUCGGAAAGUGACGUGGUACAAGAAAGACAAGGAUUCUCUGUUUACCCUGGGAAAGCAGCAGGGUGCUUAUGACAGGAAGCAUAAUGACUGUGGUGGGCAGACUAAGCUGGUCUGUAAAAAGGCUGAAAGUACAAAUAUUGUGCUGACGCUUGAGCCCACCUACAGAUCUAAGAGAAUACUGGCUACUAAGAGAUGUAAGCAUUUUGAGCUGGGAAGAGAUAUGGAGAAAGGGUUCUAA